Messenger RNA from Phaeodactylum tricornutum CCAP 1055/1, 1288 nucleotides. RefSeq lists its product with no specific name. The coding region runs from base 500 to 1288 and encodes 262 amino acids. The record is from RefSeq and is a predicted model, not a curated record. NCBI's taxonomy places the organism in Eukaryota, Bacillariophyta, Bacillariophyceae, Surirellales, Neidiaceae. The transcript has 2 exons.
CUCUUUUUCAGCGACUAACAAGGCACAGUUGCCAAGAAUCACUCAACAUUUCUGGUGAAUUUUGGGAAUAAAAGCAGAUUGAAACGAAAGCUGAGACGGGAGCGCAAUCCAAGGCCAAGGCAACCAUGUCGCCAGUGUCGAAGCCUUAGCAAGUCUGUUGCAUCGCUUUGCCGUCGCCUACGAAUUUCUUGCCUCGACGAAAGAUGCCGAAACGGUCGACCGUAUUACACCAUACAGUACAGAAACGCCACUAGCCUGGAUUGAUUCCCUGUCCUCCAGCAUCAGUAACAACAAGAUUUCCAAUGCAGAGUGGCGCGAUUGGGUGAACAAGACUUGUCCCAAUUUUUCGCUUUUUGUCGCGUCCGUAUGGCAUAUAGCGCUCAUUCCUACGCAUCUUUUUGAAGCGAGCCGGCAACCGUCAUUUCGGUCCGUGACGCUCGAUUCUCCCUCUUCUAUACUGCUGCAGCACACUCGUCUUGAUCGAGUCACGCUAGCGGCCAUGACUUUGGAUGGGCCAUGGAAACGCCUUUACUCGAGUGCCUUGAAGGAUGGACUAAGUUUUUUAACCCUUCAGCAAGCCUUGUGGAAUUAUGUGGGACCUACAGUACUACUGAUUCAAUCUACUGGGGGUGCCCGGUUCGGCUACUUUACUCAAGUACCUUGGAAGAGCUCCACGAAAUGGUUCGGAGCGAGUCCCGACGGGCCUUCUAAGGACGCCUUUUUGUUCGCUCUUGAACCAAGCUGGCAGCUUUACAGUCGCAUAGGAGACUCGUACUGGCAGUAUCUGCAUGUUCCUUCUCGCUCCCGGCAAGGAAUACUUUCUGGAUUGGCUGUGGGUGGGGUUGCGGAAGAUUCCCCACGAUUGCACAUUACCGCAACGCUGGAAGGAUGCCGAGCGUGUACAACGGAUACGACGUUUGAGUCGGGACCAUUACUCGGUGCUGGUCAGGACUUUACCUUUGAUAUAGAAGCAAUGGAGGUGUGGGCUGUUCAGUUGCAGCACUCAACGGACUUUCCUGCCUGCCAAGCAGAGGGAGAAAUGCGUGCCUCGAUUCGGGAAGAGACACGCUUGCGUUUUGCGCAAGUGGACAAAUCCCAGUUUGUCGAAGAUUUUUCGUCUGGUGCGUUCAUGAAUCAUGUGUACCAGCAUCGAGCACAAACGCGAGGACGGGCCGACUUUGUGGCUGCGGAUACUGGCGAGCUGGGGUACUAUGUCGAAGAUAAAGCACCAAGUGUGCCGUCAAUUUGUGACGACGACUAUGAACUCGACUUCCAAAAUUCCCAUUGA